CAUAUCGACGUCUCCGUCAUUAUAAGAGGCGUUGACAACGUGUAAGCGGUGACUUAAAAAAAUAAAAAUACAUUUAAAAAAGCACAUUACGGAAACGUGACGGCGAGCCGGUUGUAUAAUGGUAUAUUUCGACCAAUCGGAGCACCGUAUUCCUCCCUGCCUCUGCCUGUGGGUGGAGAUGUUGACCCAGAAAAAGGAUCUUGCAUGGCCGACGACUGUAGCAGGUAUUCAUCAUAACACGACUUGGUACACCUGUUUUAAAAAGGGUCGAGUCGGUGCAGAAUGUUUUUUUGUAGACUAACGUUACGGGUGUAAACAACCCGGAACUAUUUGCGCGCGUGUGCUUGUUUCUUUUUGUUGUUGUUGCUUUUGCGACCGAACAGCUUGUGUGACGUGGGUUCGUUUCACCUUCUCCAAAUCCACCGUUGGUGCCUUAAAGAUUAAUUUAUUCUAAUUUCAUAGAAUGUGUUCGAUUCGUCGUUGCUUGUGAAAGAGUCGAGUGUGCGUGCUGGUCGUUUUUUCCGGCGUCCACCGUGGUCACCCGCUUUACAAACCCAUGCAGCCGCCGCUGACGAGUGGACCCAACUCUGUGCACACGUUCAUGGAGCAAGGUCGGAGUCGGGGAGCCCGUCAACGCGCCCACUGAGCAGGUCCAAAUCACUUGACCACUUCUUCCCCUACGAAAUCAACGCAAGAGGGCGUCAUUUGUUUUGGGGGGGGUGGACCCAGUGAUACCAGGGCGACAUGGUGGUCAACACCGUCCACUGGUUCCGGAAGGGACUGCGGCUGCACGACAACCCGUCCCUGAGGGACUCCAUCCGCGCGUCGGACACCCUGCGCUGCGUCUACAUCCUGGACCCCUGGUUCGCGGGCUCCUCCAACGUGGGCAUCAACAGGUGGAGGUUCUUGUUGCAGUGUUUGGAGGACUUGGACGCCAGCCUGCGCAAACUCAACUCCCGCUUGUUUGUCAUCAGAGGUCAGCCGACAGAUGUCUUCCCUCGUCUUUUCAAGGAAUGGCAGGUCUCACGUUUAUCUUACGAAUACGACUCUGAGCCAUUCGGCAAGGAACGUGACGGCGCCCUCCGAAAACUAGCCGACGAGGCGGGGGUAGAGGUCAUGGUGCGGAUUUCACACACCCUCUACGAUCUGGACAAGAUCAUAGAACUCAAUGCUGGUCAGCCGCCUCUCACCUACAAGCGCUUCCAGGUCCUCCUCACUUGCAUGGAUGCUGUGGACCUGCCCACAGAGACCAUCACAUCUGAGGUCAUUAGAAAAUGUACCACACCCAUUGCAGCAGACCAUGAUGACAAGUUUGGGGUGCCCUCGCUGGAAGAGCUAGGUUUCGAGACAGAAGGCCUAACCACAGCGGUAUGGCCGGGUGGAGAAACAGAAGCCCUCGUGAGACUAGAGCGGCAUCUGGAGAGGAAGGCAUGGGUGGCGAACUUUGAGCGUCCACGUAUGAACGCCACCUCCCUGAUGGCCAGUCCCACGGGACUCAGCCCCUACCUGCGCUUUGGAUGCCUCUCUUGUCGGCUCUUUUACUUCAAACUUACAGAUCUGUACAAAAAGAUGAAGAAGAACAGCACCCCGCCGCUUUCCUUGUAUGGGCAGCUGCUGUGGAGGGAGUUCUUCUACACGACCGCCACCAACAACCCCUGCUUCGACAAGAUGGAGGGAAACCCCAUGUGUGUCCAGAUCCCAUGGGACCGAAACCCAGAGGCGUUGUCCAAGUGGGUGGAGGGACAGACGGGCUUUCCCUGGAUAGACGCCAUAAUGACCCAACUGAGGCAGGAGGGGUGGAUCCAUCAUUUGGCGAGGCACGCCGUGGCCUGCUUUCUCACCAGGGGCGACCUGUGGAUCCGAUGGGAGGAAGGCAUGAAGGUCUUUGAGGAGUUGCUGUUGGACGCGGACUGGAGUGUUAAUGCUGGCAAUUGGAUGUGGCUUUCAUGCAGCUCUUUUUUCCAGCAAUUUUUCCAUUGUUACUGCCCUGUGGGUUUCGGACGACGCACGGACCCCAACGGCGAGUACAUACGCCGUUAUUUGCCCAUAUUGAGGGGCUUCCCUGCUAAAUACAUCUACGAUCCGUGGAAUGCCCCGGAAGAAGUGCAGAAAGCGGCAAAGUGCAUCAUAGGGGUACAAUACCCUAAGCCCAUGGUGAACCACGCGGAGGCCAGCCGCGCCAACAUCGAGCGAAUGAGGCAAAUAUACCAUCAGCUGUCCAGCUACAGAGGACUGGGCCUACUGGCAACCGUACCUGCCAAUCCAAACAAUGGUGCAGGUGGCAGCAACGUUGCAGGAGUCAACACGGGGACCGGUCAUGGUUCAGGAGAGUCCUCUGAGGAGCUGUCCAUCCGGGAGGGAAUGCCUCGGACAGAAAGAAGUCAGUCGACACAGAAAAGGCAGCGUGAAGAAGAACCAUCCAAGAGCGGCUCUAAAUCCGGGAGGCAGAGCAAAUAGAGAAUUGACAAGAGGCAGAACACAAAGGGCCCCUCUGUCGGCCCGUACCCUCCGGUAGCAUCCUCCCCUGCAAUGCUCUACAGCUAACACACGGUAACUGUAACUAACGACCAGAGGAGAUGGAAUGUGAUGGCCCCUCGAACUCUAAACGUAUGUCUAAUGGACAAACAAUUUGUAAUCAGUUAAGAUCGUCACAUGUUGGACCAACACAUCUGGGUCUCCAGAUUCUGUAAGAGACACAUCACACGUCUCAGGAACAGUGGACGGAAUUGAGAGAAAUUGGUGAACAAACAAUUUGUAAUCAGUUAAGAUCGUCACAUGUUGGACCAACACAUCUGGGUCUCCAGAUUCUGUAAGAGACACAUCACACGUCUCAGGAACAGUGGACGGAAUUGAGAGAAAUUGGUGAACAAACAAUUUGUAAUCAGUUAAGAUCGUCACAUGUUGGACCAACACAUCUGGGUCUCCAGAUUCUGUAAGAGACACUUCACACGUCUCAGGAACAGUGGACGGAAUUGAGAGAAAUUGGUGAUAUUUGAGACGCAUAAACCCUCUUACAGAAAAAGAAGAAGAAAAAAACCCAGAUUGAAUCUUUUAAGUUUCCCAUCAGGGUGUUGUGAGGUUAGCUUAUGUCUUCCACUACAGCAGUGGUUCUCAAACUUUUUGCUGACGUGCCCCCUCCCUUUUUUGGGGGGGGUUCCCACUCAUCCUGGAAAACCUGCAACAACAUUCUCCUAUUUUCCUUAAGAUGAGAAUGAACCACUAGGCUUUCUAUCAGAACUCCCCAAAAUGGGGAGAAAAUUGCAAGCAGCAUCAUCAAAAUCCCGAAUAAAUAAUUAAAUUUGUAAAUAUAUUAAAUUUAAAUAAAGGGGCCUUAAUUAUUUUGCGAUUAACUGAUCAGAGUCAGUGGCUUUAUGCCAGAUUGAGAACCACUGCACCACAGUAUGUUUGAAAAAAUUUUGAAAUCUGAAACCAUGAUCAGUGAUGAGAAUCAUGAGAAUGUUUGUUGAGCCCAUUGUUUGCGCACUGACAUUGGGAUACAGUACAGACGUAUAUACUUUACAUUGAAUACACAGGACAAAUGCAGAAAACAGGACCCUCAAUGUUUCAUACCAACAAUUUUAUGGCACAUUGUCAUGAAUGUACAUAAUGGGAUUUUUUUUAUAUUAAGAUUUAGCAUACUGAUGUCAGAUGUACAGCAGUUAAGAAAAUUGGAAGCAAGACGGUCAGGUUCUAUCACAUAUUUUGUAAAUAAUGUUUGAUUUUGAUUUUCAACUUUUGUAUAUUAGGUUUGGAAUUUCACAAUUCCCAUUGUAAAUAAUGUGUCACCAAAACUCAAAUGUUCUACCUUGAAUGCUAUUUUUGUAUAAAGAAUGACCAAAUUCUUA
Molecule: messenger RNA, 3845 nt
Organism: Scophthalmus maximus (turbot)
Lineage: Eukaryota; Metazoa; Chordata; Actinopteri; Pleuronectiformes; Scophthalmidae
Gene: cry1b
Product: cryptochrome circadian regulator 1b
Exons: 11
Coding region: 745-2457 (570 amino acids)
Biological process (GO): negative regulation of DNA-templated transcription; entrainment of circadian clock by photoperiod; circadian regulation of gene expression
Cellular component (GO): nucleus; cytoplasm
Molecular function (GO): DNA binding; FAD binding
Source: RefSeq, a predicted model, not a curated record